This is a messenger RNA of Athalia rosae (coleseed sawfly), 903 nucleotides long. RefSeq lists its product as uncharacterized. The record is from RefSeq and is a predicted model, not a curated record. The transcript has 3 exons. Lineage: Eukaryota; Metazoa; Arthropoda; Insecta; Hymenoptera; Athaliidae. The coding region runs from base 80 to 778 and encodes 232 amino acids.
UAUACGAACGGCGAAAGCCAAAUCGCUGCAUUUCCAUACCGUCGCUUCGUGUUGCAUCAAAUCACAGUUGGAUAACGAGAUGCGGAAAUUAUUCUCAUUGGUUUUAAUUUUCGUCGCGUUGGCACACGACGUCAAGUUAGUCGGGGUGAACGGAUCGCUGGUGAAUGGAAUAAUCGAUCAACUCUCGGAAGGUUUGCGAAAUUUAUUGAGCUCGGUCCUCAAGGACGUCGGGGGUCUGCUGACUGGCCUGACUUUAGGGGUUGAUAAUCUCUCGACGAACGUCCUUGGGACAGUUUCCGAUCUUGUGGACAACCUUAUCUCUAUGGUAGACGGUCUUCUGGGGGAAAUUUUGACCGCGAACGGCCGAGGGUUGGACGAAUGUGAAAAUCUCCUCGGCGAUCUGGAGCUCGUAAAAGAAAAAACCUCGGAAGCAGUCGACGAGUGUAGGGUGACUUUGGACGAACGGACGGCCGUUAUUUCGGGGAAAUUAAAUGCGGAAGAGGAUCGCGGCAACGACGUAAUUUCCCGGGUGACGCAGAGCCUGCAAAAUUGUUUGAAAGGGCUGUCCGUCACCUCGUGUAUCUCCAAGGUGCAACGAUCCGCGGCGAAGGAGAUCCAGGGGGUCGUAAAAAACGUGCAGAGCCUCAGUCAGAGGAUAUCCGCGACCUCGGACGAGGUGACGAAAUGUCUAAAUUUCGCCGAGGAAAAUGGCCGGGAAUCGGCGAACGAGAUUUAUCAAAAGAUUCAGCUGUGCGUGGCGAAGAGUACGACCGAGUGAUAAUCGUUCUCGUUCGGUAUUUUGUUUUUACUUUGUUCUAAAAAUGUCGUUCGAUCGAACCGUUAGAACGGAAUCGUUAGGAUAGCGAUUUUUCACCGCGUAGCCGAAAUAAAAAGGAAUCCGAA